Messenger RNA from Anopheles cruzii, 1969 nucleotides. RefSeq names its product T-complex protein 1 subunit eta (gene CCT7). Gene Ontology annotation, cellular component: chaperonin-containing T-complex. The record is from RefSeq and is a predicted model, not a curated record. The coding region runs from base 117 to 1745 and encodes 542 amino acids. NCBI's taxonomy places the organism in Eukaryota, Metazoa, Arthropoda, Insecta, Diptera, Culicidae. Gene Ontology annotation, biological process: protein folding. The transcript has 4 exons. Gene Ontology annotation, molecular function: ATP-dependent protein folding chaperone; ATP hydrolysis activity; ATP binding.
AUCACGUUCACGGUGUGCUUGCGAGUGAAAAGUACUGAUUUUUCUGAAUCAGAAUUCUUAAAACUUACUAUUGUUACGGUUUCCUCGGGUUUAAGGUAUCGCUACUUCCUUAAAAAAUGCAACCGCAGAUCAUCAUUUUGAAGGCGGGAACUGAUAGUUCCCAAGGCAAGCGGCAGCUCGUUUCGAAUAUAAACGCAUGCCAAUCGAUCGUGGAUGCAGUACGCACGACGCUGGGCCCCCGUGGCAUGGAUAAACUGAUCGUGGACACCAAGGGCAAGGCAACAAUCUCCAACGAUGGGGCAACGAUUAUGAAACUGCUGGACAUUGUGCACCCGGCUGCGAAAACGUUGGUCGAUAUUGCCAAAUCGCAGGAUGCAGAAGUAGGCGAUGGCACCACGAGUGUGGUGCUCCUGGCGGGUGAGUUCUUGAAGCAGUUGAAACCGUUCGUAGAGGAAGGUGUGCAUCCGCGGAUCAUCAUCAAGGCAGUUCGCAGAGCCCUUACUCUCUGCAUUGCGCAGAUUAAUGAACUAGCGUUCAAGAUCGAGAAGCAUGACAACGAGAAACAUCGUGCGCUGCUCGAGAAAUGCGCUGCCACCGCACUCAACUCGAAGCUUAUCCACCAGCAGAAGGAGUUUUUCUCCAAAAUGGUAGUAGAUUCGGUGACGACGCUCGAUUCGCUGCUGCCAUUGAACAUGAUUGGCAUAAAGAAGGUGACCGGUGGCGCAUUGGAGGAAUCCAUGCUGGUCGAAGGGGUAGCGUUUAAGAAAACGUUUGCCUACGCUGGUUUCGAGAUGCAACCCAAGAGCUACGAUAACGUGAAAAUCGCACUGCUCAACAUUGAACUGGAGUUGAAGGCGGAGCGGGACAAUGCAGAAGUGCGCGUGAAUAACGUGGCCGAGUAUCAGAAGAUCGUGGAUGCGGAAUGGCAGAUUCUUUACGAUAAGCUGGAUAAAAUUCACAAAUCGGGCGCACAGGUAGUGCUCUCGAAGCUGCCAAUUGGUGAUGUGGCCACGCAAUAUUUUGCCGAUCGCGAUAUGUUCUGUGCCGGCCGUGUGCCCGAGGAGGACUUGCAGCGUACACAGAAGGCAUGCGGUGGUGCUGUAAUGACCACGGUUCAGGAUAUUAGCGACAAAGUGCUGGGAAAUUGCGCUCAUUUCGAGGAGCGCCAAAUCGGCAGCGAACGAUUCAACGUUUUCCAAGGUUGCCCGAACGCGAAAACAUGCACGAUUAUUCUGCGCGGUGGUGCUGAACAGUUUCUAGAGGAAACAGAACGAUCGUUGCAUGAUGCGAUCAUGAUCGUUCGUCGUACGAUUCGCAACGAUUCUGUAGUUGCAGGUGGUGGUGCUAUUGAAAUGGAGCUAUCGAAAAUGCUCCGUAACCACUCGCGUACUAUCGCAGGUAAGGAGCAACUACUUAUUGGCGCUAUUGCCAAAGCACUGGAAGUUAUUCCGCGUCAGUUGUGUGAUAAUGCCGGGUUUGAUGCAACCAACAUUCUCAACAAACUCCGUCAGAAGCACGCACAGGGAUGCCAAUGGUAUGGAGUGGACAUAUUGAAAGAACACAUUGCCGAUAACUUUGAAGCUUUCGUGUGGGAACCGUCUGUUAUUAAAAUCAAUGCCUUGACCGCCGCGUGCGAGGCAACUUGCAUGAUUCUCUCCGUGGACGAAACGAUCAAAAGUCCGAAAUCGGGCGGACAAGACGCCCCGCAGCCUCCAAUGGGGCGUGGCAUGGGUCGUCCUUUCUAAUUUCAUGUUUUGGCAUUUAUUUCACCUCCGUUUGUUCACGCUUAUCACAACCAUCCAUUUUCCUUCGUAUUCAUAUGUAUUAACACUAACAUCGCGAAAGGAAAGUUUGGCAUAAUUGUUUCAUAAGAUGCACACAACUGCGCUUGAUGAUAAUUUCACUUUCAAUUAACGAGAUAAUAAAAUACCUUUUUUGUCUUUUACACUCCCUUCUAAAAGGAGAAACA